Messenger RNA from Dinoponera quadriceps, 4494 nucleotides. RefSeq names its product ubiquitin carboxyl-terminal hydrolase 30 homolog (gene Usp30). The coding region runs from base 1298 to 2698 and encodes 466 amino acids. Gene Ontology annotation, cellular component: cytosol; nucleus. The record is from RefSeq and is a predicted model, not a curated record. NCBI's taxonomy places the organism in Eukaryota, Metazoa, Arthropoda, Insecta, Hymenoptera, Formicidae. Gene Ontology annotation, biological process: protein deubiquitination. The transcript has 7 exons. Gene Ontology annotation, molecular function: cysteine-type deubiquitinase activity; cysteine-type endopeptidase activity.
CCUUAUAUAAUCAAAUAUAAUAAAUAUAAUUUUAUAAUUUUACGGCGUAAUUUCUGUUUUUCAAUGCACACUAUCUGCGUUUUAAAGUAUUUAACAGCUCGAAAAUACUGAUGACGAAUCUUCAGAAUUCAUGUUGAGUAUUAAUUGUUGAGUAUUAAUUUUCGUAUGUAUGGAAUUCAUGAAUUGUGACGAAUAUAUGCAUGAUGUGUGUUUUCGAUUCGCAUGAGUUCGUGUUUCCUUUAUCGCAUGCAACGGAAAACGCGGAAAUGUAAAUCUGCGUGUUAAUGAUAUAUACUAAGUCUGUUCGUGUUGUUUACUUUUUUGACACAUUUACACCUAACGCCCGUUGCACAUUAACCUCUUUUUAAAAAGAAGAGCUGUCAUUGGAUAUCGCUCAACGCAUUCGGUGUAGAACGGAUAUUAGAUGCAAAAAUGUCAAAAGUGCACGCAACGCGACAAACCUACUGUUUCAAUUGAUACAACGGAAAGGUCUGUGAGAAGGAUCUUGUGAUUGGCAAGUACCAGUUGCGCUUCCGCGAGUUCCAUGGGACAGUGGGAAAUUCAUUUCUGCGGAGCGCAAUUAGCGGAAUGCUUGCGAUUGGACGGACUUCGUUCCGCACCAUGGAAUUGCGUCAUAAUCCGUUUCUAAUUUCAAAUGUAUCCAAUCAAAUUCGCCAAAUCGACGAUUAACUAGCAGUAAUACCAAUAGAAAUUGUUGUUAGGAAAGAAAUUGAAAGAGAAAAAUUGAAAUUGUUAUGUUGGUGUUCUGUCAGUAAAUUGUUGUUAAAAUCCUAGUUCGUAAAAAGUCACCUUUAAGCUCGUAUCACACUACCGAUUAGGAUUGAGAUUAGAUUGCAAUUUGACGAAUCAGAACAAAGUUUACUAAACUCAAGUUUAAGCAGCAUACGAUGCUUGUUUCGUGCUGGUUUGCGGAUAGAAAUACUGCGUUCUGAUUAGUGUAUUUCUAAAAAUUGAUGACAAAAUACCAAUCAAAAAGCAUUAUUUCCAUCCAGCAAAUAAUCCAGCACGAAAACAAGCAUCGUGUGUCGCUGGCUUUAAUUAAACUUACUCUGAUUCAUCAAAUUUCAAUCCAAUUUCAAUCUUAGUCCGUAGUGUGACACGAACCUUACGAUAAGUUUAUAAUCACACUUCUUCAACAGUUAUUGCUCUACUUUUCACGAUUGAUAUAAUUUAUAUCAAAUAUCACGGCGAUUAUUUCGCAAAUUGAGAUUCAACUCUUUUAUCACUGUAAUCCACGCUAAUUUGGUCGGUAAGUUUAUGCUUUGUACCAUCACGGAUGGAUCAUCCAGGGAGAUUCAUUAGAGGAGAGUUGGAUCAGCUGGAACACGCGAGACAUUCCACAUUCGAGGAACAGAUAAACCGUAACUUUAAAAACAGCUGGCCUCUAGACGCCAUGGAGAAGUUCACGAUGUUCGCCGCCGGUGUGGGAUUCGCCUUCUUCGUCGGCCUGUUUGUUCUGUGGGGUCCGUCGCCUAAACCAAGGAAAAGAGGUAAAAUUAUUGGAAUCAACAAUUUGGGAUACACGUGCUUCUUGAACUCUCUUCUGCAAGCAUUAGGUUCUUGUCCUCAAUUCAUACUGUGGCUUGAAAAACAACAAGAGAAGAGGAACAGGAACUUUAUCAAUACUCUAUCCUCUAUUCUCAACAAGGUCAAUGGUUUUGAUGAAGAUUUCUAUGGCAAUGUGACACCUACUGAAAUAAUCUCUUCUCUUGGCACAUCUUGGAACUUUGGACCUGGUCAUCAAGAUGCACAUGAAUUAUUUCAUAUAAUUCUCAAUGCGUUGGAAGAUGAAAUACAGCCUGAUAAUAGGAGUGGCAGUUUAUCCGAUGUGUUACGUCAGAAAUUUGAAUCAAAAAAUAUAUCGAACAAAAACAAACCUGGCAUGAUUGUCGCCAGAUCACCAGAGCUGUUGUCAAGAAACAAUGGCGAGUACAUAAAUUCCAUGUGGUCGUGGCAAUGUCUGUUCACCAUACCAUAUUCCGGUACUCCACCGAUGGACACAAAUCCGUUCUCAGGACUGAUCACUAGCCAAUUAAAAUGCAGCACCUGCGUCAAGAAGGUACCUCGACCUAAAUCUUCAGUGCGCUACGACAAAUUCGAGAGUUUGCUGUUACCAUUGCCACCUCCCUCGUCAUUCAUACAGCAGUAUACCUUGGAAGAUCUGCUGUCGCGCUUCGUAGACAGCGAGGUGGUGAGCGGCGUGGAGUGUGAUCGAUGCUCAUUGCGCUGCGAGGCCAUCAAGACUCUCCGUCUCGGUAAACUUCCUAAGUGUUUGUGCUUGCAUAUUUCAAGGACCACAUGGAGUUCUUCAGGGUCAACUAAGAGAGACGAUCAAGUCAGCUUUCCACAAACGCUCGUAUUGGAUCCUUACAUUUACAAGGAGCGAAUGAGGAGAAGCGCACAGGGAGACGCGAGAGAUCUAAGUAAUGGUUUUUCAGCGACACAGAAAUACAAGUAUCAGUUAUGCGCGGUGAUUGAGCAUCGCGGCCCUGUGGAUUGCGGCCACUUCGUUUGCUACAGACGCGCCCAUAAAGAGAAUAUGUGGCUGUACACGUCCGACGUUGUCGUUGAAAGCGUCACCCUGACGAAUGUUUUGUUUGCCAAUCCAUACAUGCUUUUCUACGAGCGCGUCACAGCUUUGCAGGAGACCACGGUGCACAAAGGCUGUAGUAGCUAGGAAUGAAUGUUUUUUUUUUAUGCGAUAGAAAUUACGAAAUCUAGGAAUUACGAAAUUGCGCUUAGAUCGGUAAUGGGUCUGCUCUUCUUAGCUACACGUUCUCUCGUGCUUCCGACGUUUAAAACGAAGCGACUAUGACAGCGACACGGAGAUCGUGCGGAGAAAUGGAAUUGUAGGUGGAAUUUGCAAUUGUGGAAUUGCAACGAAUGAGACGCGAGGUUCGCGCGGACCGCAAUAGACUGUUGAAUUUUUCUUACAAUCGGUGUAACAUCGGUCGAUAUCGCGAUGUAAUUGCAAUAUAUAAUUUCAUCGUAGAAUAGAAUUAUAGAACAUGUUCCUUGAGUGAUAUUUCACAGCGGUGGCGCUAUACUGUAUGAAGUGCGUAUUAUCCGAAAUUCACCAGCAUAAAUGACGAAUGCGAUUAACGACGAUGGUCGCCAUUACGCCAUAACGAAUUUGGCGAUUAAUAGUUUCGGGAAGGGAAAUUCCGCUUCUAACACAAGUGUAACGUAGUAACAGUAGAUUUCUAUUUGAGAAAACUGCCAAUUUCAAUAAAGUCCUUCGGUCGAGUUAUUAAAGCUUAUUUUAAUGAAAACUGAAAACCAAUAUAAAUAAUGUGCCAAUAUAAAAUGCUUUAAAUUUAAUUAGUCGAAGAUAGAAAGUCGUUUUACAUAUUUUUAUUGCGUUUAUAUUCGUGACGUAUACUAGUAUUUAUAUUUAAGAAUAAUAAUGCGAUCGAAGACCAAUAUUUUAAUUUGUCGUGCAAGAUUACCGGACGUAUUGGUUGGCCGUCAAAUAGAGAGUUUCUACAAACUCUAAAAUUUUUUCUAAGAAACUCAAAAUUCUCUAUUCGAUGACCAGUCGACUGUAAGUUGUGAACCACCAGAUUGCGGCUGUCACUUCUUUUUUUCAUGCAGUUCGGAACGCAGCUGGUAGUCCAGUGAGAGAACAUAAAAUUUCUGGAAAUAAUCAAAAAUAGGUUCUCUCGUUGAACCAUCGGCUGCAUUCCAAACUGCAACGAAGAGAAGAAUACAAUUUGUUUUGAAAUCAAUUAUGUAUAUUAGAUUUAAUGCCGAUUAUUGAUUGCGAGUUGUCAAUUCGAAACAUCGUGACAUAGUCAAACGAUUCGCAAACAAAAUCGUUAAAUUUAAUUACUUAUGAUAUAUAAAUCUUUAUUAGUAAGAAAAAAAAUGAAUUACUUAAUUAUUACAGAAAAACUCUUAAUUGUUUUAAUAAAUUUUUUCUCUUGUUCCCUUUUAAUUUAUUCAAUAUUGUCAAACUAUCAAAACUACACUUUGAGUACAUUAAUUUAUACCGUUAAAUAUAUUUCUUAAUUUUACUUAAUAAUUUGUGUCCGAAUCAUUUUCUUAUAAUAAUAUUUUGGUAUGAUGUCUCUGCUUUUCCUAUCUUCUAUUUUUGGUUAAACUAGCUACCCUCAUAUUUUGCGAAAUUUCCAAAAGCUUCUGUAAUUUAAGGAUUCGAGUCAUAUUUAUCAAUGUUUUCGCGACAUUCUUUUGUCGAAAAUAAAAACAAAAAAUGCCACAGAGUAUAUUCGAUAAACAUGUACGACAAAUAAAAUAUCAAUAAUAGAUUACAUAUUUGUUACUUUUUGUAUUGAAAAAUCACUAUCUUCUUCUGUCUAAGCGUUGUAAUAUUAGAGGUGUACUAUUUAUGACGAUCUACUUUAACGAAUCUACUUUAAUAAUGUUAGAGUAGAAUAUAUGCGAUAAAUAAUAUGUACGAUUAAAAAUUACAAGACAAAUGUACGAAAAUGGAAUAAACUUUAGAACAUGGGA